Mercenaria mercenaria is the source of this 5247-nucleotide messenger RNA. RefSeq names its product heat shock 70 kDa protein 12A-like. NCBI's taxonomy places the organism in Eukaryota, Metazoa, Mollusca, Bivalvia, Venerida, Veneridae. The record is from RefSeq and is a predicted model, not a curated record. Bases 213 to 1655 code for a protein of 480 amino acids. The transcript has 6 exons.
CGGGUUUAUCUUAAAUGUAAUUGAAUUCAAAGUUGUUUUAAUAAAGAGCAUGUGCACCAUGUUUUGAAUAUUUAGGUAUUUCAUACUAAGCUAUGGAGAGAAUAACGGAAGUCGCUAAAACAAAGAUACUCCGACCAGACGAGGCAGAGGGGGAUAUUGAGAUUCAGAUUAUAUAACUCAAGUCGUUGCAAUAACUGGGUUAUUGGGUUGGUAUGACAGCCUGGAUCGUAUUUAACAUUUACAGAUACACAGUAGGAGAUAAAUAUAAAUACUUUAUAAUGGCUGCAAUUGAAAUAGGAAACAGUCGUUGUUGCUAUUCGUUUGGAUUUUGUGGACUAAGAAGGGGCCCUAAUAAUGUCUAUACAAACAAUGGAUGGAGAGAAUCAGAUAAAAGACAUUCAGGAAAGAUCCGUUUAGCGGUAUUAUUUGAUGAGAAGAAAGUGUUUCAUAGUUUCGGUUUCCAUGCCGAAGACAAAUACGCAGAAUUAUCUGUAAAUAAUGAACAUUCCAACUGGCACUUCUUUAGAGAAUUUAAGACAGUUUGGCAUGGGAAAAGAAUACAUUCAGACAUUGAAAUAAAUGACACCAGAGGAAAGGCAAUGAAAGCUGUAGACGUAUUUGGUGCAAUCAUUGGCUAUCUGAAAAAAGAUUUGUUCCGGCAUGUGUUUUAUUCAUCAAGUCAAAUUACUGAAGAAGAUCUGACUUGGAUUUUAUCAGUUCCGGAUUCAUUGCCUUUCGAUGCCCAUCUAAUAAUUAAAGAGGCUGCGUAUAAAGCAGGCAUAUACGAAGACCAACUUUCAGAGACGACUGAAUCAGUGGCUGCACUAUCAUUCUGCCUGAGAAUGCCUAAAUCAGAGAUGCUUGAAACAUGCGGCGCCGAAACUAAUAAUCAAGAAAGCACAUUCGUGGCCAUCAACGCAGGACAUGAUCACACUCACAUAUCUGUGUACAAGCAAAAUCAAGAUAACGGACUGAUGGAGCUUCACAACUCAAGCGAAGGGCCUUGGGGUGGAGCCUGUGUUGAGGAAGAGUUGUAUUUAAUGCUCACUACAAUUAUUGGAAGCUCAAUACACCAGAUAUUAUUAGACUGCGAUAAAUUUGAUGUUUUGGACUUUCAGCGUACCCUUACAAAGAACUGGAUGGGCACAACUUUCAACGAAGAGAACGUAACAAUUGAAGUUCCAGUCAGUAUUUUUAAAAAAUGUAAUGACUUUAUGAAGCAAAACAUCCAAGAAGCGACAAAAUGUUCCCCUUACAGCAAGAAGGUAUAUUGGAUUCACAAUAGACUUAGAAUACAUCGAGGAUUUUUCAAAAACUUCUUUACACCUUGCACCUAUAAAAUAGCAGCUCACGUUCAGAAGAUUAUUUCAAACCCAGGUAUUGUGGAAAGAAGUACUGUAAUUUUAUUGGUUGGAGAAUUACCUGAAUCCCCCAUUUUUCAAGACAUCAUUAAGAAAGCGUUGCCAAACGCUAAAUUCCUUAUUCCACUUGGUCCAAGUAAAGCAGUUUGUAGAGGAGCUGUGUUAUUUGGUUAUAAACCAAUACCUGUCGCUUCGUAUUUUUCUAAGAACGCUCGUGCCACUGCAGACGAAUCGAUUACGGAAGCACUUGCAAAUACCUUUCAUUGUGGCAUUUCUCCUCUCUUAUUCCACUGAUUUUUAGCAUACACUUUCUCUUCAUUGCGAACCAAGAAAUGAUAAAGCGAUCUGAUAUUUCGUCAACACACGUGUGUUUGUAUAAUUUUGUACAUACGGGUUUAUUUCAAACGCUUAGUCACCAUCUUCUACAGUCUUAACGAAAACAGAUUAAAAGAUAUUAUAUUGGCGUUCUUUGAUUACAACAACAAUAGAAUAAUAGAGGUGCAAUGCCGGACCUGAUGUAAUGAUCCGAUGUAAUGCUGUUUAAGUUCAGAUGAUAUGGAUAUUUUCCAACUGUAAUUGUGGAGGAAGACCCUAGAUGCCUGAUUCUCUGGUCAUCUUAAGGCAUAUGAGGGAGCCAAGGACCUUCCGCUAUCAAGCUGUCUUCUUCAGAAAACGAUCCAUUCAGGUCUAAAACACACGUUAGGGACACAGAGACCCCAAUGUUUAUAGCAGAGCUUCGCGGCACCGACAGCGUCGCACCAAGGUUAGACAUGUGAAAAAAGAAAACAGAUUACUCUUAUCCGAUCGUAAGGUGCCGUGUACAAAAUGCGUGGCAUUUGAUGGAAUCGGUGUUGUUCGGGUUUCUUUCAAAAUAUUACUCAUAGUACUUAACGGUGUCAACAGACGCUUUCAGUUUACAGAUGAUUCUAACGUCCCGCUUAUUGCUUUGAAUGUCGAAUAUCAAUUAAAAUCAGUGUUCCAUAAACAAGAAAAGCGACGUUGAUUUCUUUUGUAGAAAAACAUUCCAGUAAUUACAGGAAUUUCGGUGUGGAAAAACAUCGGCUCAGUAGAGCUACCAUGUCAGCCAAAACUAUAAAAAUGUUUUAAAAUACCAACAUGAGUGGUAUUGAAAUCACUCUACUUUGAAGGAAUGCAAUAAUGUUUCACCAAACGGCCGCGAAGGAGAGUAUUAAAGACACGAGGAUGGAAUUACUGAAACAGAUUUAUGUUUUUUUAUAUUAUAAAGAAUAACGACAAUUAUAAGUUGUUUAAAAAGUCUCCCAUAUAUUGGCAACUUUGUUUAUUAUAAUUUGCGGAUCAUCCAAUUAGCAUGGUAAAUUGUCACAAUCAAAUAUAACGAGACCUUAAAUUUUCAAUAAUUCAUUGCAUUCAGUCAUAUGGCAAGUUCAAAUGGUCGCUAAAACUCACGUGCACAGACGAAACAGAAAGCACCAGUCAAUAUCCGCUAGAUAUGCAAAAAAAAGUGUUAACAUUAAAACUUUAACAAAUUUAAUGACCCGUAAUAAGAAUGAGUUAGAUGGGAUGAGUGUACUUCUGAGUGUACUGUCCCCACCCAAAUUAUCUAUCAUGGAUGAAACAAUGAUGCGCACUUGACUUGCAUUUAUUUUGAAUCAUUUCUAACGAUUACGUGCAAACACCCUUUUUUUUAGCAAAAUCAAAUCAAAAAAAAAUAUUUUAUUUAGUGGGGAAAUGUUUAUUCAAUGUCAGACGUGCAGAUAAAUUCUGUAGAUUUUGCACGAAAUUAGUUUUAUUUUUUCAUGGCUUUUAUUCAUCAAUAGGUUAAAAACAAACGUCGCCAAAUAUGAACCAACCCCCCAAAUGAUGCUUGUAUGACCGCCGUCAUUUUUGAAUGGAUGUCACGUCAUUUUACAACGUAUCUUGACUUUUUUAAAAAUUUAUUUUAUUUUCAAAAGAAAGAAAACAUGUCUAUAGACUGAAAAUCUUCUAAUAUUAACGAAGCUAUUUAUAACAAGUUUACUUGGAGUACAAAUAAAUUACAGUAGGUCCAAACUUAGGCGAGACAGACUUUAGUACAUUAUUUUGUAGUUUGUCAAGAAAAUAUCUCAAAACGAUUCAUGCUAUACAGUCAUUAUCUCACAUUCUGAUUUAUAUGUUUGAAAAUGUUGAAUAUGAUAAUUAAGCGCUUUGUCACUGUACAUUACCUUUCCUUAAAGGUGCUCAACAUGGCAGUAUUUAAGCUUUAUCCAACACUUAUCAGAUCAAACGAAAUUACCGUACAUGGUAUUUGCCUUCAGGCGAAAUGUAAAAUGAUAUAGUAAAAGCCUGCAAAUGAAUAGUUUCAUAUUUUAUAUAAUAUACACUUAAUAUUUUGUUUGCGUACAUUUUCUGCGAAAUUAAUAUGUUGAAUGUCUUGAAAAAGAGGUCUGUAUUAGGGUGUUGAAUUCUUUCAUUUUAGGAAGCUACGAAUGGCGGGUGGUUCUACGCGUUUGCCCACCCGUGCCUAAACUAUUCCUCGCCAAGGAGCAAACAGUGCCUUUAGCUGCCUAUAAAGCUGAAAAAUUGCGAUACAUUUGUAUGACAUAACAUAAUGUCGAUGUGACAUAAACCUAACGAAAUUAAUAAACCAAUAAAUUAAAGCAUUAUCGUAAAAUACUAAAUCAAUUAUGAGUUUAUAGGUUGGGUCAUAAUGCACAUGUACCUGAUAUAUUGACUGUUGUUUAGUUAUUUCAUAUUUGUUUAUAAUCAUGGCAUCUGUCUCGAGCAGCAGAACUUUGAAGAUCGAAAUCUGUUAUAAUUCGUGAUUUUGUGCUAGAGAAUUCUCUUAAAAAAUACGGUAUUUAUAGGUGUCGAAAACAGUAGUUGGACUUAAGUAUUAACCAAAUUAAUAAGCACACAUGCAUAUACUUUCAUAUUAAAGAAGAUUCAUGUAUAAUAGAAGUUGUCAGUUCUUAAAACCAAUAGUUGGACUUAACAUACCGUGGAAUAUAUUGAAAUACUGAUGUAAAUCGGUGUAAAAUUCAAUAAAUCAAAAAAAAAGGAAGAUAAUAACAUUUAGAUUUAGGAGGCAACAUUUAAAUACUUUAUCUCCAUAAAAUGAGACUCAGUGUUAAAUAACUCUGAAAAGAUUGUUAUGUUUAACUUUGAAGAGUUGUCUUCCUGUUUCUCACAAUUAGAAGUGCAUCCCAUCCUUAUCGUGUAGGGUAGCAGAGUUAGUUUAGAUAUUAAAAUAAUACUUGAUCUGAUAAUAUUUUGGCAAAGCUUAACUUCGGCCAUGUUGGUCACCUUAAAGCAAUUGACCAAAUGGCUAGUUUUCACAUCAUAAACCAAUGUAUAGCAAUUAGAGAAAAAGCAAAUACAUUCUUUGUCGGAAAUGUAAUCGUUAUAAAUCACAAAGUUUGAUAAUAUUGACACAUUUUCAGUUUUAUUGGUGUAAUUGAUAAUCGAUAUUAUACAAUUUUAUGAAUUCUGUUUCUGAGUCACUCCCGGAAAAUAUCAAAACACUGGCUUUUGCGAUACUUCAAAUCAACAAUUAACGGUACCAGAACAAUACUAUGUCAAAUAAGAAAAUUGUUCAAACUUUUGUUUCCUCACUCCACCUUUGAUACACAUGACUGUCUUCCUUCCUUUAUCCAAUGUAUUGAAUUAACCCCAAAGCCUGCUGACGGCAAGUGAUUCUGCCUUUGCGGCCAGUGUAGACCACGAUCAGCCUGCACAUUCGUGCAGUCUGAUCAUGGUCUCCACUGUCCGUCAUUCAGUCAGUAUCUUUUUGGUAAGCACCCCAUUUAACAAUUAAUGGUACUGUCCAAAUUGAAAGAUGGACAAGUUCAUUAUAGAAAUUUAGCAGGGUAUGUGUUAAUUGACAGGAUAAUAUUAGUUACACUGCUUGUUGGUGACAGGAUACGGG